AAUAUGUUUGGGUUUAGCUUAAUCCCUAUAAAUACCAAUGCCUAUACCAAUUCCUCUUCAUUCACUUCUUUGGAAUUUUUUUCUCAAACCUUCUGCUAGUCCAAACUUUUUCCUAAGAAAAACUUUUCUCAUGGCAUCAUCUUCAAAAAUAACACCCGCAACAGAGAAUAAGGUUUUGAUCUUGAAGAGUAACGAUGGCGACGAGUUUCAACUAGAAGAAUCCAUCGCCAUCGGGUCUGUAACAAUCAAGAACAUGGUAGAAGAUGAUUGUGCGUCCAACAUCAUACCACUACCCAACGUUGACACUGAAACCCUAAUCAAGACUAUCGAGUACCUCAAAAAGCAUGCAGAGAUCUCGGGUUCAGACGAAGAAGAAGAAGAAAUCAAGAAAACAAAAAUCAAGGACUUCGAUAAGGAAUUCGUUAGCGUUAAGAUGCAAAAACUCUUCAACAUCAUAUUGGCUGCAAAUUUCCUUGACAUUAAGCCUUUGCUUGAUCUUUGUGCUCAGGCUAUUGCUGACAAGAUUAAGAACAAGUCGCACGUGGCUGUUAGAAAAAUUUUCAAUGUUGAAUGUGAUUACACUAAAGAGGAAGAAGAUGCCAUUCGAAAAGACAAUGAAUGGGCCUUUGAAGGAGAAGAAUUCGAUGAAUCCCUUGACUAGACUUAAUUAUGUAUUCGUUUAUGUAAUCUUUAGGGUUUUUGGUUAUGUUUUAAUAUAUUAGCUGUUUCCU
Nicotiana tabacum (common tobacco) is the source of this 731-nucleotide messenger RNA. RefSeq names its product SKP1-like protein 11. The record is from RefSeq and is a predicted model, not a curated record. Lineage: Eukaryota; Viridiplantae; Streptophyta; Magnoliopsida; Solanales; Solanaceae. Gene Ontology annotation, biological process: ubiquitin-dependent protein catabolic process.